Messenger RNA from Porites evermanni, 726 nucleotides. The record is from the annotation of a GenBank genome assembly. NCBI's taxonomy places the organism in Eukaryota, Metazoa, Cnidaria, Anthozoa, Scleractinia, Poritidae.
AUGGCGGAUUUUUCCAGUGUAGAACUAAAAGCUUAUGUUAAAGAUGGAGGUGCAGUGAUAAGUUUGAAUCUAAGUAGAAAAGGACUCUCCAGGGUACCUGAUGCAGUCACUGAACUGACUGAAGUGGAGGAACUCAAACUGAACAACAAUAACCUGACUGAAUUACCAACAAGUAUUAACAAGCUGAAAAAUCUUGUCAGACUCUACUUGCAUAGAAACAGACUCACAAAACUUCCUUCUGAGAUUGAUGACUUAAAGGAGCUGAGGACGCUGGAUGUGAGUUACAACCUGUUGGUUAGUUUACCUACCAGUAUAUAGAAGCUGAACCAGCUUGAAGAGCUGGGCUUGUCUGAUAACAAACUUACAGAACUGCCAUCUGAGAUUGGUGACUUAACGGAGCUGAGGAGGCUGUAUGUGAGUUUUAACCAUUUGGUUAGUUUACCUACCAGUAUACAGAAGCUGAACCAGCUUGAGGGGCUGCACUUGUCUGCUAACAAACUUACAGAACUGCCAUCUAAGAUUGGUGACUUAAAGGAGCUGAGGAGGCUAUAUGUAAGUAACAAUCAGUUGGUUAGUUUACCUACCAGUAUACAGAAGCUGAACCAGCUUGAGGAGCUGGACUUGUCUGAUAACAAACUUACAGAACUGCCAUCUGAGAUUGGUGACUUAACGGAGCUGAGGAGGCUGUAUGUGACUAACAACCAGUUGGUUGGUUUACCUGCCAGU